AUGGCUAUUUACGGCGACUUCAACGUAACAUGGAUCAUAUUAUUAUUAUUAUUAUUAUUAUUAUUAUUAUUAUUAUUAUUAUUAUUAUUAUUAUUAUUAUUAUUAUUAUUAUUAUUAUUAAUAUUAUUAUUAUUAUUAUUAUUAUUAUUAUUAUUAUUAUUAUUAUUAUUAUUAUUAUUAUUAUUAUUAUUAUUAUUAUUAUUAUUAUUAUUAUUAUUAUUAUUAUUAUUAUUAUUAUUAUUAUUAUUAUUAUUAUUAUUAUUAUUAUUAUUAUUAUUAUUAUUAUUAUUAUUAUUAUUAUUAUUAUUAUUAUUAUUAUUAUUAUUAUAUAUUAUUAUUAUAUUAUAUUAUAUUACUAUUAUUAUUAUUAUUAUUAUUAUUAUUAUUAUAUUAUUAUUAUUAUUAUUAUUAUUAUUAUUAUUAUUAUUAUUAUUAUUAUUAUUAUUAUUAUUAUUAUUAUUAUUAUUAUUAUUAUUAUUAUUAUUAUUAUUAUUAUUAUUAUUAUUAUUAUUAUUAUUAUUAUUAUUAUUAUUAUUAUUAUUAUUAUUAUUAUUAUUAUUAUUAUUAUUAUUAUUAUUAUUAUUAUUAUUAUUAUUAUUAUUAUUAUUAUUAUUAUUAUUAUUAUUAUUAUUAUUAUUAUUAUUAUUAUUAUUAUUAUUAUUAUUAUUAUUAUUAUUAUUAUUAUUAUUAUUAUUAUUAUUAUUAUUAUUAUUAUUACGAUAUCGCGACCAUUCUUAG
Molecule: messenger RNA, 738 nt
Organism: Necator americanus (New World hookworm)
Lineage: Eukaryota; Metazoa; Nematoda; Chromadorea; Rhabditida; Ancylostomatidae
Exons: 2
Coding region: 1-738 (245 amino acids)
Source: RefSeq, a predicted model, not a curated record